UGGUGAGGAGGAUGAGGCAGUAGAAGUGGAGGGUGAGACAGCAGAAGUGGAGAAUGGGUUCGAUAAAGAGGAGAGUGUGGAUGAAAGUAAGGAGAGUGAGGCUACAGAUAAAGAUGAUGAAAAAGAAAGCGAAGCUGAAGAUGUGUGGAAUGAUAGCAAGAAUGAAUGGUAUGAGGAGAUAUCAAUUUGGAAGGUAUAG
Messenger RNA from Ambispora gerdemannii, 199 nucleotides. NCBI's taxonomy places the organism in Eukaryota, Fungi, Glomeromycota, Glomeromycetes, Archaeosporales, Ambisporaceae. The record is from the annotation of a GenBank genome assembly.